UGAUUUCGCAGCUGAUUUUCGGCGCAUUUUCACAACAUUGCGGGCUUCUUUCGAACAUUUUGCGAUCAUUUUACUCGAUUUACGUAAUCCGGAGCAGAUCGUUGUCGUGGUGAAUCACCCCGGCGCGAAGGCGAGAGCUGCAAACCAGUAUUGCCCCCCUCCCGCUGGCCAUGUCACGAUCCGCCCAAGAAAUGCUGGCGCUGCUGCGCGGACUUCAAAUCGUGAUGGAGGCGUGUGGGCGCGAGCAUCUCGCCCACGGUCGUCAUCUUUGGAGCAACUCGAGCAUUCGUGAGCUCAUCGCCGCCAAUGCCGAACACACGGCGCAGCUGGUGAGGAAAUCUGGUCAAAAUCCCACCGACGAAUUGAGAAAACUGCAACUGGCACUCCAGGAAACCGGCGAAAGGGGCUACGUGGUGGCCAAAGGCAUCUGUUCGCUCCUGGACGCCAAGGUUAAGCUGUCGCGCAAGGAAUCGGGCACUUCGGAGGCCAGUUCAUCGGCAUCGGCCAGCGUCACGAAAAAUAAACCCCCCUCCACGGUGCAUAAUCACAGCAACUGGGACGCCGCCAAUCUGGAUAUAUCCUCCAUAACGCUGCAGGAAUUCGAGGAGAUACUCUCGCGCAGAAACAAGGAUCGCAGUGUCAGUCUGCGCACCCCGGCCACCAAAAGCAGUCAGACCAAGAUGGCCCAGGGGCCGGGCAAGCCGACGGAUGCGGGCAUCAUUACCCAGGACACGGAGUAUGUCAACAAUGUGCUGCGCUUUGUGGCAGGCGCCAAGGCAAAGGAUCAAUCAGAGCCAGAACUAGAAGCAGAACCAAAUAGGCAGCCCAUAGAUGUGCCCGCACUGAGCCAGGUGGCCAAGCAGCGGAAGGUGCCGUCGUCGCGCAUCGGCAGGAUGGCCUCCUUUGGCGGCCUGUUCGCCGGUUUGGGCGUGGGCACGCUCAGCGAGCUGACCAAGGGAGCCCUCGGCCUGGGCGGAUCCACAACGAUGCGGGAGGCCCUACUCAGUCCCGCCAAUGCCGAACGCAUUGUGGACACGUUGUGCAAGGUGCGAGGAGCUGCCCUGAAGAUCGGCCAGAUACUGAGCAUCCAGGAUUCCAGUGUGGUGUCGCCGCAGCUGGCCAAGGCCUUUGAGCGGGUGCGCCAGGCGGCGGACUACAUGCCCGACUGGCAGGUGGAGCGGGUGAUGAACACCCAGUUGGGGGCCGAUUGGCGCCAGCGGUUGAGCCACUUUGAGGCGAAACCGUUUGCGGCCGCCUCCAUUGGCCAGGUGCAUCGGGCCAGGCUGCUUGAUGGCAUGGAUGUGGCCAUCAAAAUCCAAUAUCCCGGCGUGGCCCAGAGCAUCGAGAGCGACAUCGACAAUCUGGUGGGCAUGCUCAAGGUGUGGGACGUCUUUCCGCAGGGCUUCUUCAUCGACAACGUGGUGCGCGUGGCCAAGCGGGAGCUGCAGUGGGAGGUGGACUACGAUCGCGAGGCGGAAUACACGGAGAAGUUCCGCCAGAUGAUCGCCCCCUAUCCGGAGUACUAUGUGCCGCGUGUGGUGCGCGACCUGACCACCUCCAGUGUCCUCACCACCGAACUGGUGCCGGGCGUGCCGCUCGACAAGUGUUUCGACUUGAGCUACGAGCAUCGCGCCCACAUAGCCGCCUCCGUGCUGAAACUCUGCCUGCGUGAGCUGUUCGAGAUCGAGUGCAUGCAGACGGAUCCGAAUUGGUCCAACUUCCUGUACGACGCACCCAGUCGCCGACUGAUGCUGAUCGAUUUUGGCUCGACUCGCUUCUACAGGCAUGAGUUCAUCCGCAACUAUCGGCAGGUGAUCAUGAGUGCGGCGGAGGACAAUCGGCAGGGCGUGCUGGAGAUGUCGCGCCAGAUGGGCUUCCUCACCGGCUACGAGACGAAGCAGAUGGAGCAGGCGCACGUGGAUGCGGUGAUGAUCCUGGGCGAGAUCUUUCGCUACGACGGCGAGUUCGACUUUGGCAGGCAGAACACCACCGAGCGGCUGGCCGCCUUGGUGCCCACCAUGGUGGCCCAUCGACUGUGCCCGCCGCCCGAGGAGAUCUACUCCAUCCAUCGCAAGCUCUCCGGGAUUUUCCUGCUGUGCGCCAGACUCAAUGUGCGCAUGAACUGCGUUCCCUUCUACAAGGACAUCGUGCUGGGCAAAUUCAAGGACUAGUGAGGACUUGCUCCGUCCAAUCUCUUUUGCCAAGUAGCAGAGGUAACACUUAAGGGCGCUUUAUUUGUGAAUGCAACUGGCUCCUUUCUUUUAUUUUUUAUCUGUAGUAGUAGUAGUAACACUUAAGUGCGCUUAUAUGUAAAUGCAAUUGGCGACUUACUUGGUUGUAUUUGUUCUGGGAGUCUUUGUUCCGAGGAGAUCCAUGAAACAGCCAGUGGACGUAUAUUAAAAUAAAAAAAUAACACAUAACUAAAUGGGACAAGCUCUGCAGUUAGGAAUGGCAUAGCACAAAAGUUGUUAAGCAAGUGUAAAUCUAACACUUGGUAUUUUUUGUUGCCACAAUGGUGAAAUACAUUUUUUUUAAUUUUAAACACAAAUUUGGGUCUGUAAAUAGGUGUUAAUUAAAAAGGUUCAUAACAAAAAAAAAAAACAGUGUUUAAAAGAUUAUUUUGUAAUUAUAUUAACAGAUGAAUAUGAAAUAUAUUUUAAUAUAGUUCAUUAACAAAUAUUUUAAAGGUGGAAUGUGUUCAAUUUUACUUGAUUAUGUGUAACGAAUUCAACCACUAUCGUCUCUACAUUAAAGAGAUCUUAAAAAACCAAUAAAAAACCUUUGGUUUGUUCCUUAUUCAAUCGAGUAUUUCACCCACCGAAAAGUAUGCACCUAAAUAUUUCCUU
Molecule: messenger RNA, 2846 nt
Organism: Drosophila gunungcola (fruit fly)
Lineage: Eukaryota; Metazoa; Arthropoda; Insecta; Diptera; Drosophilidae
Gene: Coq8
Product: atypical kinase COQ8B, mitochondrial
Exons: 2
Coding region: 171-2171 (666 amino acids)
Biological process (GO): ubiquinone biosynthetic process
Cellular component (GO): extrinsic component of mitochondrial inner membrane
Molecular function (GO): kinase activity
Source: RefSeq, a predicted model, not a curated record